AUGCCUUCAGGAAAGAAACAAAGACACAAUGGGCUUUUUCGACCGUUAAAAGCAGGUAAGCUGCAAGAAAAUGUAUAUUGUUACGCCGGACUUAUCUAUCUCGUCAAGCUGGGUCUGGGCCUUUAUGCAUGGGAGGGCAAAUCAGAUGCGAAAGACGGUCGGCGUGGCGGUCGAAAGUGGCCAAUCAGAGAGCGCAGAUCCUGCACACAGGCCCCCAAGGCUGUGGCUGAUGUGGAUUUUUGGGGUUCUGUCACGGCAAACCGCCAGCGUGACUGA
Sporothrix schenckii 1099-18 is the source of this 276-nucleotide messenger RNA. RefSeq lists its product as uncharacterized. The record is from RefSeq and is a predicted model, not a curated record. Lineage: Eukaryota; Fungi; Ascomycota; Sordariomycetes; Ophiostomatales; Ophiostomataceae. The transcript has a single exon. The coding region runs from base 1 to 276 and encodes 91 amino acids.